Messenger RNA from Saccharomycopsis crataegensis, 195 nucleotides. It is a transcript of the gene NOP10, whose product is annotated as snoRNP complex protein NOP10. Gene Ontology annotation, molecular function: snoRNA binding; telomerase RNA binding. Gene Ontology annotation, biological process: positive regulation of telomerase RNA localization to Cajal body; ribosome biogenesis; snRNA pseudouridine synthesis. The transcript is spliced from 2 exons. Gene Ontology annotation, cellular component: box H/ACA snoRNP complex. The record is from RefSeq and is a predicted model, not a curated record. NCBI's taxonomy places the organism in Eukaryota, Fungi, Ascomycota, Saccharomycetes, Ascoideales, Saccharomycopsidaceae. The coding region runs from base 1 to 195 and encodes 64 amino acids.
AUGCAUUUGAUGUACACUAUUGGUGCCGACGGCAAGCGUGUUUACACUCUCAAGAAACUCACCGAGUCUGGUGAAAUCACCAAGUCUGCCCACCCAGCCCGUUUCUCCCCAGACGACAAGUACUCUAGACAAAGAGUCACUUUGAAGAAAAGAUACGGUUUGCUUCCAACUCAACAAGAACCAAUCAAAUACUAA